UUCCAUUUGCACACAGAGAGAAAACACAACACACAUACACCAAGGCAAAUUCUAGAGCAAGAGCGAGAGAAAUAGAAAGACAAAAAUGGGUAAGUGGGCAAUAGCAGUGCAUGGAGGCGCUGGCGUGGAUCCACAUCUUCCACAACAGCGUCAAGAGGAGGCCAAACAACUCCUUGCUCGCUGCCUCAAUCUCGGCAUCUCCGCUCUUCGCUCCAACCUGCCUGCCAUCGAUGUCGUUGAACUUGUUGUGCGAGAACUAGAAAGCGAUCCUCUUUUUAAUUCUGGCCGUGGGUCUGCUCUAACCGAGAAGGGAACGGUGGAGAUGGAAGCCAGCAUUAUGGAUGGGCCGAGAAGAAGAUGCGGUGCGGUAUCAGGUUUAACCACCGUUAAAAACCCCAUCUCCCUUGCGCGGCUUGUAAUGGAUAGAUCUCCUCAUUCCUAUCUUGCCUUCUCUGGAGCAGAAGAAUUUGCCAGACAACAGGGUGUAGAGUUGGUGCAAAAUGACUACUUUAUCACCGAUGAAAACGUGGGAAUGCUGAAGUUGGCAAAGGAAGCUAACUCCAUCUUGUUUGAUUACAGAAUCCCACUGGAGAGCUGCAGCGCCGGGGCCGCUGCGGCCAUGGACGUUCCCUUGCAAAUGAACGGUCUUCCAAUCAGCGUAUAUGCGCCGGAGACAGUAGGUUGUGUGGUGGUUGAUAAAGAAGGACGAUGCGCUGCAGCCACGUCAACAGGGGGAUUAAUGAACAAAAAAAGCGGUCGAAUUGGUGACUCGCCAUUGAUUGGGUCUGGAACUUACGCGUGUAACCUCUGUGGAAUUUCAUGCACAGGAGAAGGCGAAGCCAUUAUCCGUUCGACGCUGGCCCGUGAUGUGGCGGCCGUGAUGGAGUAUAAGGGAUUGGGAUUACAAAAGGCUGUGGAUUUUGUUAUAAAUGAACGGUUAGAUGAAGGGAAAGCAGGGUUAAUCGCGGUGUCCAGUAAAGGAGAGGUGGCUUGUAGGUCUAACGCUAAUGGUAUGUUUAGGGGAUGCGCCACUGAAGAUGGAUUCAUGGAGGUUGGCAUUUGGAAUUAGACUUUUAUUUAUAUAUUUUAAAGUUUUUUUAGGUUUUUUUCACGCUUUGGUGAUGUGGCAUAUAAAGUUUGUUACUCUCUGUGCUCUGUUUUAGAGAAAGCAGAAUGAAAAUUACAUGCAGUCGUUAGAAGAAAGAGCACUCUCUAUCCAAAAUCCAAUUUCAUGUCUAAAUAACUUUCCAGUUUCUACCAUAAAAAUACCUCGUCAUUUCCCAUUUCAAAAAAAAAAAAAAAAAAAAAAAAAA
Molecule: messenger RNA, 1313 nt
Organism: Jatropha curcas
Lineage: Eukaryota; Viridiplantae; Streptophyta; Magnoliopsida; Malpighiales; Euphorbiaceae
Gene: ASPGB1
Product: N-terminal nucleophile aminohydrolases (Ntn hydrolases) superfamily protein
Molecular function (GO): hydrolase activity
Source: RefSeq, a predicted model, not a curated record